This is a messenger RNA of Phyllostomus discolor (pale spear-nosed bat), 2919 nucleotides long. It is a transcript of the gene ZBED8, whose product is annotated as zinc finger BED-type containing 8. The coding region runs from base 526 to 2310 and encodes 594 amino acids. The record is from RefSeq and is a predicted model, not a curated record. NCBI's taxonomy places the organism in Eukaryota, Metazoa, Chordata, Mammalia, Chiroptera, Phyllostomidae. The transcript is spliced from 2 exons.
GGGGCCCGGGGGCGGUUGCUAAUGCGCCUGCGUUCCUGGAGAUGCCUGGCCGCCUCUGCGGGCGGGAAGCCAGCCGCAGAACCCGGAUGGAAGCCUGGCGCGGCUGGGGCGGAGGUGGCUGCGGGCGCCUCCGUGUCACUCGUCUCCGCAGGUUCCUGCUCCGAGGUCGCACCUGAGGAACCGCCGCCUAGAGUGGUUCUGGCGUCCAGGGGCUAGGCCCCAGCCUGAGCGGAAAGUGGCCUAGACCCUGAAACGGGCUUCUAAAAGGAUCCCGAGCAUCCUUGGGGCCUGCGCCUGGGGCUCGGAGAGGGGCGGUGGAGACGGCCGAGUCUUCCUUCGUGGCCGCCGGCGCCUAGUGCUCCGUGGAGCAGCCUCCUAAGCGUCCUUAAUAACACCAGCAGGUCCUUGCUGCCAGUUACACGCUGCGUGUGCCUUCCACGCAUGCUCAUAAGUAAACAUCCCAACGACCCUAUCAGCAAAAUUCUGCGGCAUCUCUGGAAUACCACCUGAGAAUUUCAGGGUGCCAUGUCGAAGAAACGCAAAUGGGAUGAUGACUAUGUCCGCUACUGGUUCACCUGUACGACGGAGGUUGACGGAACUCAACGCCCACAGUGCGUCUUGUGUAACUCGGUGUUUUCAAAUGCUGACCUCAGACCAUCAAAACUCUCUGACCAUUUUAACAGACAGCAUGGCGGCGUCGGUGGGCAUGAUCUCAGUAGCCUGAAGCAUAUGCCAGCACCAUCUGAUCAGAGCAAAACCUUGAAAGCAUUUGGAGUUGCAUCACAAGAGGAUGCCUUGUUACAAGCCUCCUAUCAGUUUGCGUACUUAUGUGCCAAGGAGAAGAAUCCUCAUACAAUAGCUGAAAAAUUAGUGAAACCUUGCGCGUUGGAAAUAGCACAUAUAGUUUUGGGUCCCGAUGCACAAAAGAAGCUUCAGCAGGUACCCUUAUCCGAUGAUGUGAUCCAUUCUAGAAUUGACGAGAUGAGCAAGGAUAUCUUACAGCAAGUCCUGGAAGACAUCCAAGCCAGCCCUCUUCAGGUGGGUAUUCAGCUUGCUGAGACAACAGACAUGGACGACUGCAGCCAGCUGAUGGCGUUUGUGCGCUACAUAAAAGAAAGAGAGAUCGUAGAAGAGUUUCUGUUCUGUGAACCAUUGCAGCUAGCCGUGAAAGGAAAAGAUGUGUUCAGUCUCUUCCGAGACUUCUUUUCGAAGCAUAAGAUAGGACUUGAUGUAUGUGGCUCUGUUUGUACCGACGGUGCCUCAUCUAUGCUUGGAGAAAACUCGGAAUUCGUUGCUUGCGUGAAAAAAGAGGUGCCUCAUAUCGUGGUCACACAUUGUUUGUUGAACCCUCACGAACUUGUCACCAAGACGUUGCCUACAAGGCUGAGGGAUGCUCUGUUUACUGUCGUGAGGGUGAUAAAUUUCAUCAAAGGGCGAGCGCCGAAUCAUCGCCUGUUUCAGGCCUUUUUUGAAGAGAUCGGAAUAGAGUACAGUGUCCUCCUUUUCCAUACGGAAAUGAGGUGGCUUUCCCGAGGCCAGAUACUCACUCAUAUUUUUGAAAUGUACGAAGAAAUAAAUCAGUUCCUUCACCACCAAAACAGUAGUUUAGUUAACGGCUUUGAAAAUAAAGAGUUUAAAAUUCACCUGGCCUACCUCGCAGACCUAUUCAAACACCUAAAUGAACUCAGCGCAUCCAUGCAGAGGACCGGGAUGAACACGGUGUCAGCUAGAGAGAAGUUAUCUGCCUUUAUUCGGAAGUUUCCAUUUUGGCUAAAGCGAAUCGAGAAGAGAAAUUUCACCAACUUUCCUUUCCUUGAAGAAGUAAUCGUCUCGGAUGAUGAGGCGGGAAGCAUCGCCGCGGAAAUCACACUCCACCUGCAACAGCUGAGCAACUCCUUCCACGGGUAUUUUUCCGUGGGGGACCUGGAAGAGGCAAGUAAAUGGAUACUGGACCCAUUUCUUUUUAACCUGGAUUUCGUUGAUGAUGGUUAUUUACUAAAAAAUGAUCUUGCCGAAUUACGAGCCAGUGGCCAAAUUUUGAUGGAAUUUGAGACCAUGAAGCUGGAGGAUUUCUGGUGUGUUCAGUUUCCAGUGUUUCCAGACCUGGCGAAGACAGCUCUAGAAAUCCUUAUACCGUUUGCAUCCACAUACCUUUGUGAGCUGGGAUUUUCAUCACUUUUACACUUUAAAACAAAGUCCAGAAGCUGCAUUAAUAUGAGUGAGGACAUCCGUGUGGCUAUUUCAAAAAAAGUUCCUCGUUUCUCAGACAUCAUUGAGCAAAAGCUACAGCUACAGCAGAAGUCACUGUAAGCUGACAUACUUUUUUAAAAUGUAUAAUUUUCAAUAUAUUCUUAAUUCCGUGAUAAAAUUAAGCUAUAAUUCUGUCCCUUUCCUUUUAUGUUUAUGGUAUACCAAAUCCUGUGUUUAAAAAAUUUAGCAUCUUUAACUUUUAAGUUUCACAUGAGUCAUGGGAAAGUAUAUAUGUUUUAUAAAAGGCAAGGAGCAGAAAAGAGCACCGCUGCCUAGUUAAUACAUAGGAUUCUUCUAAGUGUUCGUUAAACCUGUUGAUGUGAUGCAUUAAAAGGAUGCCCCGGCGCUAGAAUAUCCAGCAAAGUGGUGCGGUAGGCUGAGAACUGGAGCCAGGGUGGAACACAGGACCUCCCAGAACACGCAUCUCCGUGUCGAGAGUAAAAGUCAAAGGACAAAACGACGGGCUGUCUCCCCUGCCUGUGAGAGCUGUCGCAGGGAGAUUGCUGGACUCAGAAGAGGAUUAUGGAAUGUCCUAGAGGGAGAAGGGAUGAUGCUGGUUUACAUAGGAUUUAUUUUUAAAUGCGUUCUUUGGAGUUAGCCUCACAGUGUCCAUUCCUCUAGCUACCAUGCCCUAAAUACAACAUUAAUAAAUACCCUAAUAUCCUAUUA